Messenger RNA from Lolium perenne, 1416 nucleotides. The record is from RefSeq and is a predicted model, not a curated record. Lineage: Eukaryota; Viridiplantae; Streptophyta; Magnoliopsida; Poales; Poaceae.
AUGCGGCCGCCUUCUACCUCGGCGACUUCCUCGUCCGCGCUCAAGGGGAAGAAGCGGGCCAGCGACCGGACCACGGCCGCGCUGGAGGCGAGGGUCAAGAAGCAGCGCCGGACGGGGCCUAAGAAGGUUCCGGAAGCGGCCGGGGCCGCUAUAGCGUUUUCCAAGGGCGGCGGCUCUCGCCCGACUCCCAGCGUCAUAUCGCCAGUCCAGCGACAGAGGAGGGAGCCAACUCCGCAGCCUACGCCGUGUGCGCGCACGCCACCCGUCGUCGUGCCGCCUAUGAUCACGCCGCCUGCCGCGGGGGCAGGCUCUUCGGCUGCACCUUCUUCGGAUGCGCCCGGUUCCGGCUCUCGGAGUGAGCCGGCUCGCCGCGUCGGCCAGCCGACUCUUGACGAUCUCUUUCCGCGCCGCACUCGGCUUAUAGAGCCUGCGGCUGGAGCCGGCAGAGGUGCGCCCGGCGGGGUCGUGCCUUCCACGACCGGAGCCGGCGGGGCCGUACCUGACGUCGUCGUUCUGGACGCAAGUUCGGGCGAAGCGCCGCCUGCGCCGUGGUCUGCUAUCCCCGCCGAGCCAACAGCUUCGGCCGCCCCGCCUCCAUCUUCGGAACCGGCGAGGGAGGAGCCGGCGGGGCUAGAGCCGGCGCGCUCAGCCGACGCCGAUGCUCAGGCGCUGGUGACGAUGAAGGGCCCGAUGGAGCCGCCUCAAGGUCUUCAUGUUUCCAAGGCCGCCUCCCUACUCAAUGUGGUGUCCGCCUCCGACUCCAGCCUUGGCUCAGCCGGCACCAUGGAGAAGGACUGGCACAAGGCAGAUGCUUGCGAGGUGACCAGCCGGGAUGGGCGUCCGGGCAAGGCGCCAGUGGAGAUGUUCUUCUCCGGCUUCCGCGCCUAUACCAAGGCCAAAGCCGCCGAGACCGAAGUCCUCCUGGUGCGGUUGGAGGCGGCCGACAAGACGGUUUCGGAGAGGCGGACCGCCCUGUACAACCGGCUUGUGGCUAGCUACCACAAAGCCAAGAUCGAGCGUGCCGACUUGGCCCGCGAGCUGGAGGCCGCCAAGGCUGUUGCCGCCCGGGUCCCGCAGCUGGAGGAGGAUCUUCGGGCCGCCCGCGCUCAAAGUGCUGAGAGCAAGCAGGCGGUCCGGACUGCGGCCGCCAAGGCGAAGGAGACUGAGGGGGGGCUGGCGCGGCUGCGCCGGCUUGAGGCCAACCAUCUUACUGAGCUUGCCUCCAUCAGGCGGGUUGAGCAGGAGAAGGUGGACGACCUCAGCAAACGGCUGGAGGAGGUGGACCAGCAGCGCCUGAAGCUUCGGGACGAGGCUGGGGGCAGGCGGCGUUUCUCACUGGCUGCCGCCAGUCUACCUUUUUUAACUUCGAUGAUCUCCAUCUUCACGCUAGGGGCAGGUGAUGACCCACAAGUAUAG